Messenger RNA from Prorocentrum cordatum, 3600 nucleotides. NCBI's taxonomy places the organism in Eukaryota, Dinophyceae, Prorocentrales, Prorocentraceae. The record is from the annotation of a GenBank genome assembly.
AUGCAGGAGAGCAGCCUCCACAUGGAGCUGCUGCACGUGCUCGGGAUGCAGCCUGGCCUGUCGCCAUCCCUGGUGCUGCUGUGCGCGAAGGACAUGCACGGGAUGGCGGACCACUGCCAGGGCCCCGAGGGCGUGGAGGAGCUGCGGCCCAGGUCCUUCGAGCUCGUGGAGGAGUGGGCCCGCUCCUGCGAGGAGGUCUGGCCCCCGCCGCGGCCAGAGGGCUCCACCAUGAUCUCGGAGCAGACGAAGGCGAGGGAGGAGGACAUGCGGAACCUGCUGCGGGCCUCCUACUACCGAAUACUGAUGGCGCGGAGGCACGUCUCCGACACGACGAUACAGAAGGAGGUGGUCGAGCGCAACUCCAAGAGGCAGAAGACCUCGGCCGUGUUCGCGGACGCCGAGCUGGUGGCAUUCCAGGGCUGCGCCUUCAAGACGGCGACGCAGGUGACGUGGUCCGUGGCCGCCAUGGAGGACCACCGCAGCGCCGUGGGCGAGAAGGACUCCUUCCACCUGCAGGUCCUCCUGGAGAGGCAUCCGAAGGGCAUUCAGGCGGUGUUCGGGGGCCUGACCGCCCUGGAGCAGGCCACCGCGGGCGUGGUCAUCGACCACCUGGGCACGAUCGUGAGGCUCCUGCGGCCAGAGGAGGGCGCCGUGGAGGCCUUCGUGAAGUCCGAGAGCGCGCUGCACGAGGACCUGAGGGGCUGCUGGAGCUACGUCGCAGACUGCCUCAACCAGGAGGACGCCGUCAACAGCCCCGAGGUCGCCGCGGCGCUGGACCGCCUGCGCGCGCUCCCCUGCUGCGCCGUCACCCUGGAGGACGUGGCGGACCGGCCUGCCGACGUCACCACCCUGACGCUGCCGGGGCACGCCUUCUUCCACCUGCCGAUGCUGAAGGGCAAGGAGGCCAACCUGCGGCUCUACCUGCGGCAGGUGCACGCGGAGACGUCGAAGGAGGCGGCGGUCUUCCGGGCUUUGGGCGCCUCGGACAGGCCUCGGGCCGCAGACUACGCGGCCGCCAGCGAGCGGGUGGCCAAGAAGGCUGCGGAGCUGGGGCGCGCCAACUGGGAGUGGGUCGUCGCCUGCCUCGAGGCCUGCGUCCGCGGCAUCCACGAGGACCUGACGGAGGGCAGCGGCAGGGCGGGCGACGGCGAGCAGCUCCAGCUCGGCAGCCUGCACCUCUUCACGAACACGGGCGACAUCCGGAAGGCGUCGGAGCUCGUCUGGGCGGACGAGCCGCGCUGGCUGAAGCGGUGCGAGGGCUCCGGCAGCCUCAGCUUCUGCGCCCUGCUCGGGCAGGACCAGCGGGAGCUGGCGGCCUCGCUGGUCAAGCACGCGGGGCUCCGGCAGCUGACGGUGCUGGUGGAGGAGCGCAGGGUGGACGACGACCUGAAGGUGGGCUCGGUGGGCCUCACGUUCAAGGACAGCGUCGAGCAGCUGGUCCAGUCCUCCGAGUUUGCCGUCGGCGUCCACGCCGUGAUUCUGCACAACUGCGAGGCGUCCGGCAAGCCGAUGACGCGCUCGCUGGCGGACGUGAGCCGCGACCUGCGCUCGAUCCGGCUCCGCGCCACGGGGCAGCUACGGAGCGCGCUGUUCUACAAGGACGACGGCAAGGUGCGCAGCGGCGGCAGCAUGAUUGCUGGCAGCGAGCAGGACCAGCAGUGCUACUACGACGAGCGCGAGGGCGCUGUUCACAUUGGCGACGUGUCCCUCGACCUGAACGAGGACACCGUCAUCGCGGAGCUGGUCUCGUCUCUGAGGCGUGCCGUGGAGCUGUUCUACCAGAUCGACGCCUUCCUGCUGGAGGCCAUGGUGCGCUGCGGCGUGCGCCACGGGCCGGCGGGCAUCAACCCGUUCCUGGAGAAGCGCGAGAUCAAGACCGCCUUGCUGGGGCCCCGGCACCUCGGCCCGGGGGACCCCCUCCCCGAGGACCUGCAGGACCACGUGGUGUGGUCCAUGGACGCCACCUUCGGCGAAGGGGAGGUCGUGACGGUGAUGCUCGGGAGCACCUUCAUCAUCGCGGAGGUCGCCAAGUGGCCCGACGAGCGGCAGGAGCCGCAGGAGGACGGGCUCAACAAGUCCUACAACCUGCGCGUCUCGGCGGACACGUUCGAGGUCAGGAAGCAGUUCCAGAUCUACAAGAUCGCCGCCAAGAAGCAGGAGAAGGCCGCGGCCAGCACGGAGUUGGUCCACGUCCCGAAGAGCGAGUCCAGCGAGAAGGAGCCGGGUCUUGAGCCUGGGGGCGAGGACGGCAACGUGGAUCAGGCGGACAAGGACGCCAGGCAGCUGGCCGACGUCAAGCAGUACCUGCACGAGAUGGGGAAGAUGGAGGCAGACGACUACAAGGCCGUCAUGCGGCGCCUCUUCAAGACGUGGCAUCCUGACAAGGUUGGGGAUACGCCGAUUGCCAACAAGAUCUUCCACUUGCUGCGUGCGCACGAGCAGUGGUACAAGAGGCGGCUGGCCGGGGAGAACGUCGGGGACGACUCGUGGCUAGACGGAGACGAUGGCAAUUUCGGCGAGAAGGACAAGGAGGUCCUGGCCAUCGCCUCUGGCGACCAGCCGGAGGAGGACCAGAAGGACGGGCAGAACGAGGGCUCAUGGUUCUUCGAGUUCGAGCGGGAGAUGAUGCAGACGAAGGCGGACAUAGACGAGAUGAAGGUUAACAAGGACAAGGGCCACGAGCUGCUCGGCGAGAGGGUCGAACGACCCUCUGACGACGCGGCCCAGGCGCAGACGGCGCAGGAUCCGCAGCUAAGCGCGAUGAUCGACGUGGAGCCAGCCGGGUCUGGCGCGCCGCGCAUCGUCGACAAGCAGCUGUCCCCGCGCUUCGCGCAGGAGGCGCAGGUGGAGCUCGUCGUCGCCAAGCGGUGCUUGAAGGAGAUGGAGGGCCUGCCGAUUACACCUGCCCGGUCGGUGUGGCACUGCCAGCAGACCGUGGAGAUGGCCUUGAGGGCGACCAUGUUGCGCACCUGUGGCUUGGCAGAAGACGAGUGUGCCGGCGGGGCGGCGCACGACCUCAUCGACUUCGUCAAGCGGAUCAAGACGGCGGACACGAACACCGAGGAGCAGAAGCGCGCGGUGAGCACGAUCCCCCUGACCGACGAGGACGUGGAGUGGCUGAAGCACGCGUACCUCGCUGCGCGCUACCCCAAACCGGGCCGGUACGGCGUGCCAGCGAUGCUCUAUAGUGAAUCCGACGCGCAGCGCGGCCUGAAGAUUGCGGAGGAGUUCCUCGCGUGGGCCGCGAACGUGGAGGACCUGCCAGAUCCCAGCAAGUUCCGGCGCAAGCGCUGGCUGAAGGACGAGGCUGCGGAGGCCGGCAAGGGCAUCUUCGUGACGCUGCCCUCCCAGGUGGCCGCGCAGACUCCGGCCCUGGGCGUCGUCGUUGCGCCGCCGGGCCGACCGGACCCCGCCGCGCAGCUGAAAGAGACAGCGCGGAAGUUCGGCUGGGGCGUGUCCCCCUCGGGCGCGCCGAGCGCCCUCGCCCCCGACAGCGGCAGCGCCGCGCCGCCGGAGGCCAACGAGGCGAAGCGGCCAGCCGAGAGCGCCGAUAUGAACGCCAUGCCCAAGCGCACGAAGCGCUGGGCGAGGCCGGGGUAG